AUGUCAAAGAAAAGUCGUGCCAAGGGAGAGAAGACCGACAUGGAGAUUGAAGCCCUGCAAGCUGCUAAUGAGGAACUACGAAGUAAACUAACCAACAUCCAGAUAGAAUUUCAGCAAGAAAAAAGCAAGGUGGGUAAAUUGAGAGAGAAAAUCCAAGAGGUUAAGCAAGAAAGGGAGCAGGAGCAGCACAAGCACACUGCCUACGUUUCUGAACUGAAAGCCAAGCUCCACGAGGAGAAAAUGAAGGAACUUCAGAGUGUCAGAGAGCUACUGAUCAGGCAGCAUGAGCAGGAGGUAGCGAGAAUGGUGAAAAUCAAGGAUGGUGAAAUUCAGCGUUUGCAGUCAACAGUCAAUGUCCUGCGGGACGGGGCAGCUGACAAAGUGAAGACAGCGCUGCUGAGCGAAGCGAAGGAGGAGGCUCGCAAGGCGUUUGACGGUGAACGGAUGAAGUUGCAACAGGAGAUCUUGGAGCUGAAAUCUGGCAAAAAGCAGCUGGAAGAAGCUUUGAACAACAUUAUGCAGGCGGAUAAAAUGAAGGCUGCUGACCUGCGCACGGCUUAUCAGUCCCAUCAGGAUGAGAUUACUAGAAUAAAGCGUGAAUGCGAGAGAGAGAUCCGCAGGCUGAUGGAUGAGAUAAAAGGCAAAGACAGAGUGAUUCUGGCUCUGGAGAAAGACCUUGGUGUCCAGGCAGGCCAUACACAGAAACUGCUCCUUCAGAAAGAAGCUCUGGAUGAACAGCUUGUCCAAGUGAAGGAGGCAGAACGAUAUCACAGUAGUCCAAAAAGAGAGCUUCCUGCAGGAGUGGGGGAUAUCACCGAACUGAUGGGAAGCCCGGAGCAGCAUUUGGAUGAACGAGAUGUGCGGAGAUUUCAGUUAAAAAUUGCUGAACUGAAUGCUGUAAUAAGGAAGCUGGAAGACAGAAAUACUCUGUUAGCAGAUGAAAGAAAUGAACUGCUGAAACGUUCUCGAGAGACAGAAAGUCAGCUGAAGCCUUUGGUAGAAAAAAAUAAGAGAAUGAGCAAAAAAAAUGAUGAUAUGUUGCAAUGUAUCCAGAGAAUGGAAGAGAAAAUAAAAAAUCUAUCAAGGGAAAAUGUAGAAUUGAAAGAGAAGUUAUCUGCACAACCAGCACUGAAGAGGCACACGUCUUUGAAUGAUCUCAGCAGCACACGGGAGGAACAAGAAAUUGAAUUCCUUAGACUGCAAGUCAAAGAACAGCAGCAUGUUAUUGAUGAUCUCACAGUGGAAAGGGAACGAUUAUUACGGUCUAAAAAACAGAAGAGGAAAAGUCUGAAACCUCCAAAGAGGCAUGUUGUGGAGACAUUUUUUGGAUUUGAUGAAGAAUCUGUUGAUUCAGAAACGUCAUCUGUGACUUCAUAUAACACAGAUAAAACAGACAGGACACCAGCAACACCCGAAGAAGAUUUGGAAGAUAGCACGCCUAAAGAAGAAGCUGAACUAAGGUUCUGCCAGCUAACAAGAGAGUAUCAAGCUUUGCAAAGAGCAUAUGCAUUGCUUCAAGAACAAGUUGGUGGAACCCUGGAUGCAGAGAGAGAAGCACGGACUCGUGAACAACUGCAAGCUGAUCUUCUCAGGUGUCAGGCAAAAAUUGAGGACCUGGAGAAAGCCCUAAUCGAGAAAGGACAGGAUUCAAAAUGGGUAGAAGAAAAGCAGCUGUUAAUCAGAACAAAUCAGGAGUUGCUAGAGAAGAUUUACAGAAUGGAACAAGAAGAGCAUCAGCUGAAGAACGAGAUGCAAGAUGCAAAAGACCAGAAUGAGCUGUUAGAAUUCAGAGUGCUAGAGCUUGAAGUAAGAGAUUCUCUCUGUUGCAAACUCUCAAAUGGAGCAGAAAUAAUGUUUGAACCCAAGCUGAAAUUCCUGUAA
Molecule: messenger RNA, 1881 nt
Organism: Phaethon lepturus (White-tailed tropicbird)
Lineage: Eukaryota; Metazoa; Chordata; Aves; Phaethontiformes; Phaethontidae
Gene: JAKMIP1
Product: janus kinase and microtubule interacting protein 1
Exons: 12
Coding region: 1-1881 (626 amino acids)
Molecular function (GO): GABA receptor binding; microtubule binding; kinase binding
Source: RefSeq, a predicted model, not a curated record